AUGGCAAUUUUUAACUUUCCGUCAACCGUAACUUCGAACGAUCAAGGUCUGACUGCUGUUUGUAACAAACACAUCCAUACGGGAUAUCGCCGAUCACAUCAACCCUGGUCAUAUUACAUAACCAGCAUCUUUCAGGUCAACAAUCAAACAUUUAACGUUUGGACGCACCUGAUUGGAUUUCUAUUUAUAGCAGAAAAGACACGUACAAUAUCAAUGACCUUUGACUUCAUUUAUGACGAUGAAUUCCGACCCUUAGGUGCAGGACUACUUUGUAUUUCCAUACUUCUCAUUGGAAGUUCAUGUGCGCAUUGGUUUUGUGAUCAAUCUUACUGUGUACAUUACAUCUGUUUCUUCAUCGACUACAGUUGUGUAGGAAUAUAUGCAAUGGGAUGUACACAUGUCAGCCACUGCUUUCUGGUCAGGGAAAAACAAUUGGCGACAUUUCUAACAAAAUGGUCCAACCCCGUUUCUAUGUAUCUAUCGUUACAACUUACCAUUGUGUUUUGUUGGACAAAGUUUCGCCUCGGAAUGGAACACAAAGCCACGAAGAUAGUCCAACUUGCAACUGUAAGCUCGUUUUAUCUAUGGCUCCUAGUGCCAUUACUUAAUCGAUGCCUUUCGUCUUUGAAUAAUUCGAACAACGACGAAUUUCUGGGCCUCCAUCAGUGGCAUGUUCUAUUUGCUAUCGGGAACGCAUUGGUGUAUGUCUCACAUUUUCCUGAAUGUUGGUUCCCAAGGACGUUUGACAUUAUCGGUAAUUCACACCAGUUGCAUCAUCUGCUUCUUGUUGCCACUGCCAACAGUUUUAUCAACGCGACGCUUGAAGAAAUAAAUAUGGCGAAUGCUUAUAAUAGACAACUGAUGAAGUUUAUGACUGAUCAUCUAGGAACCAUAUCGAUGUCAUAUGGCAGCGUGCUUUUCACCCUGGUUACCAACUGUAUCAUCAUAGUUAUAGCUAGUUUUAAGAUCAAGUGUGAAGAAACCAAAUUAAGACGGGAGCUUACUCUUUUUGCUUCCAACGGGACUCAACACCAAAACACAAAGAAAAAUUGA
Molecule: messenger RNA, 1053 nt
Organism: Ylistrum balloti
Lineage: Eukaryota; Metazoa; Mollusca; Bivalvia; Pectinida; Pectinidae
Product: membrane progestin receptor alpha-like
Exons: 1
Coding region: 1-1053 (350 amino acids)
Cellular component (GO): membrane
Molecular function (GO): signaling receptor activity
Source: RefSeq, a predicted model, not a curated record